AUGGGUGUGUUCAGGGAGAGUAGUGAGUCGAGUGUAGUGUCGCAGGGGCCCGGCCCCUGCCACGAGCAGCCCUUCCUGGACCAGUACGAGGUCCUGAGGGCCAUCGGGCAGGGCGAGUUUGGCCAGGUGCACCUGGCCUGCCACCGCCUGACGGGGGCCGAGGUGGCGGUGAAGGUGCUGAGGCUGGCGGUGCAGAACAUCCCGGUGCUGUCGGAGCCCUACAUGCUGAAGAGGCUGGAGCACCCCAGCGUGGUGCGGCUCUUUCAGGUGAUGGCCACCCAGGAGAAGCUGUACGUGGUGAUGGAGCUGGCGGCGGGGGAGCCGCUGCUGCGGCGCAUCCCGCGUGGGGGCAUGCAGCGCGAGGAGGCCCGCAGGGUCUUCAGGCAGGUGGCGUGCGCCGUGGCCUACUGCCACGAGCAGGGCGUGGCGCACCGAGACCUCAAGCCCGAGAACAUCAUGGUGGGCGCCACGGGCCGCAUCAAGCUCAUCGACUUCGGCCUCGGCGCCCGGUUUAGGCCCGGGCAGAAGCUCCGCAAUUUCUGGGGCACUCUGGCGUACCUGGCCCCAGAGAUCGUCCUGCGGCAGGAGUACGAGGGCCCCCUGGCCGACGUCUGGAGCCUGGGUGUCCUGCUCUACUUCAUGUUGACAGGCAGCCGCCCGUUCAGGGCCCGCACGGCGCUGGACGUGCUGAUGGCCAUCGUGCAGGCCAGGUUCCACCUGCCCAGCUCUGUUCCCACCCAGGCGCGGAGGCUCAUCCUCCAGAUCCUGACCGUCAAGCCCGAGAAGCGGCCCACAGUGCAGCAGAUCCUGCAGCACCCGUGGCUGCGGCAGGGCGAGCUGUGUGCGCCCCAUCGUCCCAGCCAGGCGCUGCCCCAGCGCCCGGACCCCGCCCUCCUGACCGUCCUCUUCGACCUGGGCUUCGACCCCUACCACACCUGGCUGUCCCUGGCCAAGAGGAAGUUCGAUGCGGCCAUGGCCACCUACCUGCUGCUGAAGCACCAGCAAGGCCAGGGGGUAGGGUUUGCACUGCAGGGCCGGCCCCUGCCUCCCUGGCUGAGGUCUCGCCAGCGCCCUGAGGACCUGUCCCCUGUCCCUGUGCUGCCCCAGAGGAGCGCCAGCGAGCCUGCCCUGCGCACCUUCCCCGGGUCCCCUGAGGGUCCGCUGCCCCGGGAGACCCAGGAGCCAGGCCGCCAGGGCACCAGAGCUGCCAGCCUGCCCGCCGUUCCUCUGCGCUGCCAGCCCGCCGGGGCCCCCACCCUCGGCAGCUGCCUGCAGUCGGACUCUGACCUCCACCUGGCCGGCUCCUGGGGCAUCUUGUACGUGUGGUCCAGGACGGGCAGCAGCAGCACCUCCUCCCAGGACACGGACCCACGGCAAGGCCACACAAGUGCCUGGAAGCGGGUGAGGAGGACGAUCGGCGCCUGCCUCCGAGGGCUGUGCUGCUGCCUGCCGCGGGCCAGCUCCAGAGUGGCCCCGACGCCACGGAGGGGAAGCGGGCCACACCGUGAAUGGCCAGCCUCCCAGGAGCUGGAGAGCUGA
This is a messenger RNA of Sciurus carolinensis (gray squirrel), 1539 nucleotides long. RefSeq names its product sperm motility kinase 2B-like. The record is from RefSeq and is a predicted model, not a curated record. Gene Ontology annotation, cellular component: cytoplasm. Gene Ontology annotation, molecular function: tau-protein kinase activity; protein serine/threonine kinase activity; ATP binding. Gene Ontology annotation, biological process: protein phosphorylation; intracellular signal transduction; microtubule cytoskeleton organization. The coding region runs from base 1 to 1539 and encodes 512 amino acids. NCBI's taxonomy places the organism in Eukaryota, Metazoa, Chordata, Mammalia, Rodentia, Sciuridae. The transcript has a single exon.